Messenger RNA from Bipolaris maydis ATCC 48331, 1161 nucleotides. NCBI's taxonomy places the organism in Eukaryota, Fungi, Ascomycota, Dothideomycetes, Pleosporales, Pleosporaceae. The record is from RefSeq and is a predicted model, not a curated record.
GCCUCUGGAACGGAACAAGCUUCGAGCCACAUGCUCAAGAGGCUGAGAAUACGCGAAAACGAUGGUGAUGCUAAUGGUGCAGGUCCGCCGAGCUGAGGACUAUACACGAAGCAAUAAUAGGGGGCUCAGUCCAAUCAUUUUCGCCAAAGAACCUGGUCUUAAAGGACAUGGCAUGAAUUUACCAAUUGCCGAAACAAGAGUUGCCUUCAAAUUCAGCAUAUUGGGGUUAGUGCAAGUAUCGGAUAGGUAUAUCGGCAAUGGAUCCUCGCGUACGCUUUCUUGAAAUGUGGUGGGCAGCGAACAGGAGUACUAGGAUCACUCACCGGAUCUCCAAGCACAGACACAGGUUUGUGUCGUUCAGCUCAUUGAUCCCAGGACAACACGCACGCCAUAGUAGUCUUCUUGGAGAAUAGACUCAGCGACCAUGGUUCAACAAAUCUUCGUAAGUAUGGUGAAUAAUUCUCCCUCGUGCCCACGGAAGGACGCUGCUGAUGCUGUAGAAGUGAUCCCUCCUUCUUUGCCACAUUCCAUAUGCUUUAGGGAUAUGCAAAACACACUCGCAGGGACCCGAUUAAAAGUUUGCGUCCAUUCCCAGAGCGUGUUCAAUCGCGCUGCUACCAGACUGCCGUAUCUGCCCUCGGAGAUGCUCUGUUCACGGCAUGCAACAUGAUUUACCUCAGUCUCCUCUCUACAUCCUCUGUCUAGCUCACUGAUCCAGUGCAUCCCGGUCGAAUACGUACGGUGAACCUAGACGAAGGAGCGGUCAACAUGCGAAAAAAACGCCUCACAACAUCUAAGACAACCCCUAGAGCUGUACGCAGGUCUAGCUCCGUUGCCGGCCUCCUUUACGACAUUUCAGAUAGCCAACGCAUCCCCCUGGGAACCAGCCACGACACAGCCUUUAAAUACGUGUUCGUUGAGAACGGGGAACCAUAGCGAUAGGAUGUUGUUUCAAGAUGCCUAUACACUGCUGACGACGAAUCAAGUGGCUAUGCCACUCAUGACUAAACGCCAAGGUGGCGAAUGAAUCGCCUUCACGGCUGAUGGACCUGAUGAUUGAUUCUUAUUGACGCGCGCGGUAGGCCAAAGGCGCUUAUUCAGAAGGGUAAAAGGGAGAGGGAAAUGCGCUCAUGCUUAUAAAGGAGCCUGUGCUCAUACAGG